Prunus mume (Japanese apricot) is the source of this 3547-nucleotide messenger RNA. It is a transcript of the gene TZP, whose product is annotated as zinc knuckle (CCHC-type) family protein. Lineage: Eukaryota; Viridiplantae; Streptophyta; Magnoliopsida; Rosales; Rosaceae. Gene Ontology annotation, molecular function: zinc ion binding; DNA binding. The record is from RefSeq and is a predicted model, not a curated record.
GGCAGGCAUUCUUUUGCUUCAACUGCAACCCCUUCUCUGCCUCUUUCUCUGUUUCCUUCUCCAUCUGUUUUAAUACUCAAACACACACUCUCUCUCUCUCUCUGGCAUAUUUGAGAAGAAUUUAUGGAUUCAAGGGACAACAGGUAAUAGAAUUCUAUGGCUUUCAACUGCCAAUCCCUCUGAUUUGCGGUUAAGAAUCCUCAUUGCUGAGACAGAUUGAUGUGAUAGCUUACAAUGGAGUUAAUCAAGCUAAAAAUGGAAGUGGACAAUGAGAACAUAGAACCUGGGACUGAUUUAGGACUUGCUCUGGGAUAUUCGAAUCAGUGCAUUCAGAGAAUAUUGCACAGUGAUUCAGGUGCAGGUGCAAAUGCAGGUUCAACGAUACACAUGACAUUUGUGGCCGCUGAGCCCCUGUCAGAAUUAGUUUGGUCUAAAGACAAAGGUCCAAGCAAUGUCACUCUUUCACCACCACAAAGCAAUACAGGCGGGAGGUCUUCUACUGACAAGCCUAUUGAUGAAGAUAAUUUUGUAACACCACAAACGUCAUCGCAUUUAAAGAGUGAAGCUGCCUGUAAAGAUAUGACGAUGUCUCCCACAAGCGAUGCUGGCAUCAUGCCUGCAUGUGGGUCGAGUCGUGAACAUGAGACGGGAACUGGUGGUAAUGUGGAGGACGUUAAAGCAGCAGUGGAAGUAUCUGUUCCAUAUAAUCAGGAGGGAAUUUGCACUCCAGUCAAUUUCCAAGUAGAUGAAAUACCUGAGACCAGAGAAAAAGAUUUUCCAACAUUGUCAGGUAAUGUUGACAGAGAAGGGGCUGAUAUCUUGUUAAUUGAAUCAGAUCAAAUACUACCUUUUGUGGAACAAAAUGAACCAUUAUUGGGGGAUCCUGUUGGUGGAGAUAGACAUGCUGAUGUUGGCAAUCAGAAAAUGGAAAUGGAUCUUGUUUCGACCUCUCAAGUUCACCCAGUGAAUGAAAGUAAAGCUUCGGGUUCUCCAGUGGAGAAUCAAAAGCCCCAAGGCAGAAGGCCUUUGGAAAAAAUGGAGGUAACUGCUGAGAAUGAUUUACAAAAUCUCAAAAGUGAACAUGCUUAUGGUGCAGAGAGUCAGAUUUUAGGAUUAGAAUCUUCCCCAGGGGUUAAAGACAGGUUUGAGCAGGAUGUGGAAAUGCUUCCUGGAAACAAAUCUGUUCUGGUUAAAGACUCUCCAACUAACAGUAAAAUCCAAAAAUAUCGAAGGAAAGGCAAAGAAAAAGCAUUAUCAGAUGGAGAUCUUAAUGGAAGAAUGUCAGAAGAUGAGGAUGAUAGCCAUGAGAGUGUUGAGAGCUGUAAUUGUACAGGGUUGUUUUCAUUAGGAAAGAAGAGAUGGAACUUUGAAGACGAGUUCAUUGUUGGGAGUAAAAGAUUCAGAAAGCAAAUUCAAGAAAUGCCGGCUUGCAUAUCCUAUAUUAGACAAGAUAGCUCCUUCAUGAAUUGGAUGUCCAGCAUGGUGAAGGGGUAUUCAAAAUCAAUGCAAGAUGAGGCACCUUCUCUUGCUCUUACACUUGCACAUCCUGAUCAUGGACAUGGGCAUUCUGAUAAGAAGCUUAUCACAUGCAACAAGAACCAAAAUGCUGGAUUAAAAAAUAUCGGUUUCCAGUCAAUUUUUCAGUCCUUGUAUUGCCCAAAGGCAGAGCAGCAAGAAGCAAGGAUGUUGAAUGACAAUCAUCAAAUAGGAGAAAUAUCAGCAGAACUUGAGUCAAAUACCACUCCAAAAGCCUUUCAUGGGGAGAAAAUUAAUUUAAGCAGAAAAUCUUCAUCUGGAAAUGAAGUACGUUCAGCAGCCCGAUCUAAGAGUUCAUCUGAAAAAGCAGCAGGUAUUCAGGAGAAAGGCAACACUAACUCUGCAGAGGAAAAGAAUCCAUGCAACUUUCGGUUUCAUAAAAAGAAAGACAGAGCUAGCUCUAACUCUUCUCUGGGUAAACGCAAGAAAAAGAGUGUAGAGGAUGUUGAAUCUAGCCCACAAGCUGAAGGGAAGACAACUGAUAAAUUUGGUCGUAGAACUGCCCUUCUGGAAAGCUUGUGGAUAACUCGAUUUACUCAAAAAACACCUGCUCCAUCAUCAAUCUUAAAUCGUUACAUACAGAGUACUGAUGGAGUUCUUGAGUGCUCCGAUGACCGCAAAAAUGUGGGGAACAAGGAGCAGUCUGCUGAAGAUUUAGUUAUUGUCAUUCGUAAUGAUCCUCAGAAUUGUGCAGCUGACAAUGAGGGUUCAUCUUCUUUCAAUAAUAAAGGCCAGAAUGAUCAAAAGUCCAUGUCCAAAUUCAACCCUAUCUUUCCUUCCCCUAAAUUCAGAGGUUCGGAAGCAAUGGCUUCAUCUUUUGCUAGGAGAUUGGAUGCUCUUAAGCACAUCACCCCAUCUGGUGCAACAGGUAAUGCCGCCUAUGGAAACAUGACCUGUUUCUUUUGUGGCAGAAAAGGUCACCAUUUACGAGAGUGUUCAGAGAUAAAAGACACUGAACUUCAGGAAUUACUCAGUAAAUGCAAGUCCUAUAUUGGAGCUGAACAUUUUCCUUCGUUCUGCAUUAGAUGUUCUCAAUGCAGUCAUUGGGCCGUGGCAUGUCCUAAUGCGCCCUCAAUGGGAGAAUCUCAAUUGGAUUGUAAUGUUUCUUGUUUAGAUUAUUACUGCAGUCAGGGUGAAACGAAGCCCAAUUCAAUAAAUGAUGUGAAGCUCCUAACUGGUAAGGAGAGUGAAUUUCAAGCUUCUAUUGCUCAUACAUUAUUUGAUGAGGAUGACUCAAGAAUAGAGGCAGAUCUUAAUUUGAGCUGGAAGACGAAUAAGAUGAUAGUCUCGAAGAAAAUGAGAUCUCAUCCAAAUUCAAUUAAGGAAUAUAGUUCUUCAAGCCCUGGGGAAAAUAAGUUAAUGCCCUUGUCAAAGUUUGUCGAUGCACAGAUUUCAGAUGUACCGAAAGGAAUCUUUGACUCUGUAAGAAGGCUUCGCUUGUCUCGCACAGAUGUCGUGAAAUGGAUGAAUUCCCAUACGUCACUCUCACAACUCGAGGGGUUUUUCCUGCGCCUGCGGCUUGGGAAGUGGGAAGAAGGACUUGGGGGAACUGGAUACUAUGUGUCUUGCAUAACUGGUUCUCAGAGAGAGACUUGUCCACAGAAUGUGGACUCUAUAGCUGUUGUUGUUGGGGGAAUCAAAUGUUUGGUCAAGAGCCAAUAUGUGUCAAACCAUGAUUUCCUUGAGGAUGAGCUGAAGGCAUGGUGGUCUGCGACCUCAAAGGGCAAUGGCAAGCUUCCAUCUGAAGAAGAUUUGAGAGAACAAGUGAAGAGAAAAACAAUGUUAGGCUUGUAGUUUUAGGCAUUUAUUCAUUCCUGGCCUGCCUUUGAAUUUUGUUAUGCAAAAUGAAGAGUGGGGAGGGGGGUGGUUCUGCUAGACGUCAUAAGUACAUGAUUUUUCUGAAAUUUUUUUCGUUGGAUAUUUUUUGUGCACAUGAAGGGCUAUCUGCAGCUGAAUCUAGGAAUUGUAGUCAACUAAAGAUUAUAUACGAAAGAUUUAAAGGGUUUUUUUU